Messenger RNA from Balaenoptera musculus (blue whale), 2126 nucleotides. It is a transcript of the gene FIS1, whose product is annotated as fission, mitochondrial 1. Gene Ontology annotation, cellular component: peroxisomal membrane; mitochondrial outer membrane. The transcript is spliced from 4 exons. NCBI's taxonomy places the organism in Eukaryota, Metazoa, Chordata, Mammalia, Artiodactyla, Balaenopteridae. Gene Ontology annotation, biological process: autophagy of mitochondrion; peroxisome fission; mitochondrial fragmentation involved in apoptotic process. The record is from RefSeq and is a predicted model, not a curated record. Bases 1317 to 1913 code for a protein of 198 amino acids. Gene Ontology annotation, molecular function: protein binding.
GUCGGACGCCGGAAGUGACUCUCCGCCCCGGUCAGUGGGCCAUGGAGAAGGUGGCACAGUAGCGUCUGAGUUGUGAGCAUUGCGGGGCCGGCGGCCAUGGAGGCCGUGCUGAACGAGUUGGUGUCUGUGGAGGACCUGCUGAAGUUUGAAAGGAAAUUUCAGUCUGAGAAGGCAGCAGGCUCAGUGUCCAAGAGCACGCAGUUUGAAUAUGCCUGGUGCCUGGUGCGAAGCAAAUACAACGAUGACAUCCGUAAAGGCCUUGCUCUGCUGGAGGGUGAGGUGCUAGGCUGGCUCCCCAGCUCUCCCCUUCCCAACUGCCAUCGUCCUCAACCACCGUUGGCCUGGUUCACUCCCUCCAUCUCAAGUUCGGGGAUCCUUUUUCAACAUGGGACCUCAUAGUGCAGUCACCUCGCAGUUAUUUACCAGUAAACGCACUGCAAAAUAAGGGCUAUACUUAGCCUGACUUCUCCCACUGUGCUUUUGGCUACUUGCCACCUCAUCGAUGGUUGUUUUGCCAGACAGAGUCAUAGCAUGUCGGUCCCCACAGGACUUUGGUGAUCCCGUAGUCUAGACAUAAGGAAAGUGGCUUGUCUCGGGUCACACAGCUGGUUGAUUUAUGGCUGAAUUGGGACUAGAAGCUCCUGCUUGUGUGUCCCAGUCCCAUGCUCUUUGCCCCCCACCCCCACCGUGUUGCUUAUUUAGCAGCUGUUGUUGAAAACCUUUUGGGGGGGCGGUGUGGAAGAAGUACAGAAGACGGUUCCCAAAACCUGUGAGCACAUGGUGCUUUUUUGAUCAGAAUCCUAUUUCCUGCUGGUUUUGGAUGGGUCACCAUUUGUCAGAGGCCACAAUACUUGACCUUUAAAUUUCUCUGUACCCCCUUUCUCUUGGUCAAGUAAUGGUGUAUAAGCAAUCACUGUACUAGCCAAGGAUGCCUGUUGUAAAUCCAUAAAAGUAAGACUCUUCCUUAAUGCAAAUCAUCGCCGCCUCCAUUUGUCUAUUUCUCAGGUUUCCUCUACAGCAGGGCACAGCUGUAGAAUUGGUCUCUAAACAUGGCCAGUCUAGUUGAGGAGGCAGUACAGACACUUGGGAAGAUGUGUAAACACCUGCAAAACCACUUAGCAGCAAAUUCUAAUGCAGAGUACAACUGAACACAUGAGCCUCUGGGAAGUCACUGAACUAAGAAAGUCAGGUGGGGUCUUUCAGGGAGGGGUAACUGAAGGUGAGUUUGGAGCUGUUUUUUUAACGGGGGAAGGAGUGCAAACUGGUUUUGAACACUAUUCUGGUCAGCAAGCGGCUGUAGUUAAAAUACACAGCAGAUGCCACAGCUGAGUAGAGAUGCCUUUUGGCUUCUCCGGUGCCUUGAUUUCCUUUCAGUUCACUUGGAUGAACCAAAGCUGACUGUAGUGUUGAUACCGGGGUGUGGAUCACUGGGGCAUUGGGGCAGCUGGGGUUCAUGCUGCCCCAGAGCUCUGGCUGGGAAGCCCGGAGUGACCGGAGCUGAAAUGGAGGCUCAGGACAGUGACUUUCUCCCAGGAUCUUAUAGGUAUUCAGGGAGUGGAGGGGGCCUCUGGGACACAGGCACUAGGAAGGGAGAGAAGGGGUUUUUACCCUCUUCCCUCCCUCCCUCCCUAGAGCUGCUGCCCAAAGGGAGCAAAGAGGAGCAGCGGGAUUAUGUCUUCUACCUGGCCGUGGGGAACUACCGGCUCAAGGAAUAUGAAAAGGCCCUGAAGUACGUGCGGGGGCUGCUGCAGACAGAGCCGCAGAACAGCCAGGCCAAGGAACUGGAGCGGCUCAUCGACAAGGCCAUGAAGAAAGAUGGUCUAGUGGGCAUGGCCAUUGUUGGAGGCAUGGCCCUGGGCGUGGCGGGACUGGCUGGGCUCAUCGGACUUGCUGUAUCCAAGUCCAAAUCCUGAACGAGACGGCAUCUCUGCCUCUGCGUGGGGGUGCGUGGGAGCCCGUGGAGGACACUGGAAGAGAGGCCCACCCAUCCUCGCCGUCCCUUUCUUCUUCUGCACCUGUCACUGUCCUCUGUGACCUUCAACCUCCUCUCCCCUGGGACCUGUCCCCUAGCCCCAAAUCAUGUGUUUUGGGAUGAGUGUAAAUAAAAUUGGGCUUUGGCUUGGGAA